Nematostella vectensis (starlet sea anemone) is the source of this 2144-nucleotide messenger RNA. Its product is annotated as B-cell CLL/lymphoma 7 protein family member A. The transcript is spliced from 8 exons. NCBI's taxonomy places the organism in Eukaryota, Metazoa, Cnidaria, Anthozoa, Actiniaria, Edwardsiidae. The record is from RefSeq and is a predicted model, not a curated record. The coding region runs from base 42 to 1019 and encodes 325 amino acids.
CAUCACAUCCGGGAUUUUAUUUCGACUGACUGCCCGCCGCCAUGAUGAAUCGAAGCGGGGUUUUGCGAUUAGAAACGCGAAGCCGAGCCAAAGAUGACGUUAAACGGGUUAUGCUCUCUGUGGAGCGAGUUAGGAAAUGGGAAAAGAAAUGGGUAAAUGUUGGAGGUGGAAACUGCUCUUUGAAAGUCUUCAAAUGGGUUCCAGCUGUAAUUUCAGAUUCAGACAAGAAGCAGGAAAAGACAGGAGCCAAGCAAAAGAGACAAACAAGAAAUGCCAUAGAGUAUCCUGAGAAAGAUAACCAAUCAGUAACAUCAAGCACAGGAGGAACUAAUGGCAGUAAUGCUUCCUCACCUACCAUGGCUAGUCAGUCUCCGGAUUUGAACAAAAAGAACCAACAGAAUGGCAAAUCAAAUGUGAAAGAGCAGUUUAGUGGAAGUAAGAGAGACCACAGCCAAAUAGAGGGCGAGGACAGCCAAGGAGGAAAUGAAGAAGGUAGUGAAAUGGGGAGCUUUAUGCAAGAUGAAAACUCAUGUAGUGCCUUUGACAUAAAUGAAGACAGUAACCUCGACAGCAUUAAUGGUGACAGUGAAGCAGCAAAAGACAUGGAGUUUGACAGUCAAGAUGAUUCUAACCUCCCUGGGAGUGAUGAUGGAAUCAAUAGACACUUCAGGAUACCUCAAGAUCAGAGUAACGAAAAUAGCAGAGACCCAGUACAGGAUGAAGGCGAUGAGAGCAACACUGCAAUAUCUACCAUUAGUGAGGAGAGUACCACAAUUUCAUAUCGGCUGGGCCUCAACAUGCUACAAGAUGAAGAAGAUUCUAGGGAUAGUACAGCAUCAAACCAAGCCACUACCAAAAAAACGUCAAUUGCUGCAUCUAGCCAGUGCACGGAGCAAAGCAAACAUACUUUUAGCAAGCCCUCCUUAGAAUCAUCUAGGUCAGAGAACCACAGCAAGAUUGGAAGCCCGCCGCCCCUAAAGAAGCACAAAGCUGAUUUUCCUGAGCAGCCAAAGUCAUAGUUUAUGUUAGUAUGUAUGUUCUGUGGCUACAGUAUCAAAAUCACUUUCUUCUAUGUUUAUCAGUCAUUUCAGUCUAACAUUCAAACUAAAGUAAUGCAAAUUAACCAUGACCAAAAUUGUCCAUUGGAAGGUAAAUGGCAAUUGUAAAUGGCAAAUAACUGAAACAGAUUCCUAAACUCUUGAAAUUCACCUCACACCAUGUUUUAUAUAUGGGUGUUUUCACCAUUCAAGCUGGUUUAAAAAUCCUGGAUCUGCCCCUGAGCAUAUGACUUCAUAGAGGUAAUCACUAUGCAGUAUGACGUUGGCACCACUUGCCACUACUUGGAUAGGGUUCAUGCAGUGGAACUGCGAUAAUUACACUGUUGUCAUUUGCUAUCUUUGCCUUUGCAACACUCUCUUUGCCUUUGCAACACUCUAAGUUUAAAUAAGGGGACGAAGCAAACAUCAUUCUGCAUUAAGUUAUAUAGUGGAACCCUGAUAGAAUUAGAUACCUAGAUACCUAACUCAGAUCACUUCAAGUACUGAUGAACACCUUGCUGAUUCAAAUUGUUUUUCAUCUCUUUUGGGGUUUGAGUCAGCAGGGUCCUGCUUUAUGCCAUCACAAUAAAAUAAAAUAUUUUAGCUGGAAAUCAUUCUUUGCAUGACUGAUAAUCAUAGAUUACAGUACAUUUUUCUCUUCUACAACAAAGAACAGAUAUAAGAUAAGAGUAUAUCGUUAUUUAUAAUGCAGACUGCAUGAGGAAGUGUUCUCUACUGUUAAUAAAGUUUUUGUAGCCAUUAUACAAUGUAAAUAUUUUUUGGUUACUGCUACUUGAAUAUUAUUUUAAUUUCUUUCUUUUAUUUAAUAAUUCUUUUCUUUGUUAUUCAUACAGUAUUGUAGUUCAGAACAUGUUUAAUAUCCCAUAGAAAUCAUUUUGUAUCUUAAAAAGAACUGUUUUUUUUCUAUUUUGUCUAACAUGCUUAGAUACAGUAUUUGCUUGAGUGAGUCUACAACUACAUGUUAGUCAUUGUCACCAUGAUUCAUACUUACUUUUUGCAUGGCAAAACAAAAACAAGAGUUAUUGUAGGAUAGAAAAAACUGUAAACAAAAUUAAUUCAAUUCCAAUAAAUACAACAUUGAUCACA